GAAGACGAUCUCUAAUCUCCGACAAUGGAACCAGAAGUAAUCAAAGACAAAGGCUCGAUGAGAAAAUGGUCUCGAGCCAUGAGAUCACAAGGCAAGACCAUUGGUUUAGUACCCACAAUGGGUUACCUCCACGAAGGUCACUUAUCUCUAGUUCGUCAAUCCUUAACCCUCACUGACGUCACCGUCGUCUCAAUCUACGUCAAUCCAGGCCAAUUCUCUCCCACUGAAGACCUCUCCACAUACCCAUCUGAUUUCUCCGGCGAUCUCGUUAAGCUCGCGGCUAUUUCCGGUGGUAAAGUCGUCGUCUUUAACCCCAAAAACCUCUAUGACUACGGUGGUGAGACGAAGAAGAUAAAUGACGGUGGUGGUGGUGGUGGGAGGGUUGUGAGUUGUGUAGAGGAAGGUGGGUUAGGGCAUGAGACUUGGAUUAGGGUUGAGAGAUUGGAGAAAGGUUUGUGUGGGAAGAGUAGGCCUGUGUUCUUUAGAGGUGUUGCCACUAUUGUUACUAAGCUUUUUAAUAUUGUUGAGCCUGAUGUUGCUGUGUUUGGUAAAAAAGAUUAUCAACAAUGGCGGAUUAUUCAGAGAAUGGUUCGAGAUCUUGAUUUUGGGAUUGAGAUUGUAGGAUCAGAUAUAGCUAGAGAAAAAGAUGGACUUGCGAUGAGUUCGAGAAAUGUGCGUCUUUCAGAUGAAGAAAGGCAAAGGGCAUUGUCUAUAAGUAGGUCAUUGGCCAUGGCUAAAGCUUCUGUAGCAGAAGGGAAAACUAGUUGUGCAGAGCUUAAGGAUAUGAUCAUUAAACAAAUUGUUGGAUCUGCAGGACGAGUAGAUUAUGUCGAGAUUGUUGACCAAGAAACUCUUGAAGGAGUGGAAGAGAUAAAGAGUGGAGUAGUGAUUUGUGUUGCUGCUUGGUUUGGAACGGUCAGGCUCAUAGACAACAUUGAGAUCGAUCUACGGAUGCACAAUGUUCACUUUAGUCAAACAAACUGCUUCUCCACGACUCCUCGUGUGAAAUUUUCCCAAAGGAAGACUUUUGGGAGUUGCAAGAUCAUAUCGAGGGAUACUUCCUUGAAUCUUGGAUCGUCUAUUUCUCGGGGAGAGUCUACUUGUAAGUGUACUUGUUUGGCAUCUCUAGCGGAUUUUGAUGGUGUUGCUGGUUCUGGUUGGGUUCCUAUUGGUGACCAAGUUCUUCUGACGGCUAGUAUAUUUCUUACCUAUAUGGCUGGAGUGAUUCCUGUUCAAAAAAACUCUAGUUACUCUUCGAGAAAGAGUACCAUCGUGGAGGAGGAUCCAGAUGUUGGAACUUCAGAAUCUUCUGGUAGGGAGACAGAUUUUGAGGGUGAUUUGAAGUCUAUAUGGGAUGUAGUGAAAGUAAAGCUUUUAGAUUCUUUAGACGCCAUCAAGCGUGAGAGUACACUUGGAAGCAAAGUUCUCAAACCCAAACCUCCCCAAGGGAAGCCCCCAUUGAGUUUGUAUGCGAUAUCUGAGGGGCCUCAGUUGUACUUGCUCUGGUCAUGUUUUCAGAAACUUGAAGAAGAGACAAAUAACAUCUCUGACACAAUCAAUUCAGAAAAGUGGAUGGUUAGUUUUACUCAAAUUGUUCGGAGAGCUUAUCAAGCAGCAUGCACGGCUUGGCUAAAAAGGGAACUAUCUGUGGGAAACACUGAUUCUGAGGCGAUUACUCCUUUGCUGAUCAGAAUGCUAAAUGAAAAGGACGCUAUUUUUGACAAAAUAAGAAAAUCAGGCAAGGAGGAUCUGUUUGCAGAAUUUUUAUAUUUCCAUAGAUUUGGAUCUCCUGCGAAAGCUUUCUGCUACGAUGUUAGCUUCUUUCGUACUCACGGAGUUGCCAUUUUGGAAGACUUCAUUAUAACAUUGGCGGAUGGGGUCGCUAGCAUCUAUCUAGAGCUCAUUUCUGUAGAUAGCAAAUUUUCAAAUGAAAUGAAUAGUGGAGGAUUAGGUAUCUGUAGCCUUUCUAGUCGAGCACUCCAAAAACUACGUAACGAGGUAGCUCUAUACCAGUGGUUGCAUCAGAAUAUGGAAGCAGUUGUAUCGAUGUAUGAGGAUCGCUUUGACCUCUACAUUCUUCAAACCCAGGUUAUCAACAACCUUGAUGGUAGUGACGAUACAGAAAGCCUUAGUUGGUGGAGAAAUUUCAAACUGGGGAAAACUAAAGCUGCCUCAUCAUCACCCUUGCGAUACUCCAUAAUCAGCGAUUUUUCAUUGCCCGUUAAACGAACCAAGGAGCUUAAAGCUCUAUCGGGAUGGAGGUACUACUUUAGUCUGUUUCUGGAGUUAUCAGACAUCGGAAUGCCAAUUAUCAGAGUGGUGUUGGAUAAAGUGAGUAGCGUCAUAUCCUUCUUUCUCGUUACCUUGAUCGGUAGAUCAGUCGGACUCAUCUUCACCGGCAUUAGACAGUCUCUCCGUUGGAAGUGAAAUCUCAUAUAACCGUGAUGGUAAUUUUUUUGCGUCGACCUCAUUAUUGGUGUUCUUUUGAUUUUUUUUUUUUUUUUGAUUAUUCUGGUAUGGUAAGUGAUAAAUUGGUGAAAUAUGA
Molecule: messenger RNA, 2545 nt
Organism: Arabidopsis arenosa
Lineage: Eukaryota; Viridiplantae; Streptophyta; Magnoliopsida; Brassicales; Brassicaceae
Source: the annotation of a GenBank genome assembly